Lichtheimia ornata is the source of this 3147-nucleotide messenger RNA. RefSeq lists its product as uncharacterized. Gene Ontology annotation, molecular function: ATP binding; RNA binding. The transcript has 9 exons. The record is from RefSeq and is a predicted model, not a curated record. Bases 1 to 3147 code for a protein of 1048 amino acids. Gene Ontology annotation, cellular component: intracellular anatomical structure; catalytic step 2 spliceosome. NCBI's taxonomy places the organism in Eukaryota, Fungi, Mucoromycota, Mucoromycetes, Mucorales, Lichtheimiaceae.
AUGGAUCUCAACAAAUGGGUGUCAGACAACACAAUCAAGCUGUUCGGCAUGUCCGAGAGCACCAUGGUCGACUUUAUCAUUGCCACAGCAAAGAAAGCGUCAUCCCCUGAUGCGUUAUAUACAUCUCUACAAGCAGCAGGCGCUCCAGCAGAUGACACAGCACGACGAUUCGCACACGAGUUAUAUGGAAGAGUGCCACACAAGCAGGCAGCAUUAAAUGCCGCAGCAGCAGCAGCCAAAGCACAACGCAAACGUGAGGAGAAAGAAGCAGCUCGGUUACGAAAAGCCAACGAGUCGUUUCGCACCAUCAUGGAAGAAACACCACACGAAGCAGCUUUGAAUGAGGAAGAGGAACGUCGCUUAAGGAAGAAAGAGAAGAAGUUGCGAAAGAAGCAGAAGGAAGAGAGUGCAUGGGCAAGCGAUGAUGAUACAGAGAUCAAAACGACUGAGAAAAGGAAUAGAAAACGCAAAAAAGAUGAUGUGGAGGAAAAUGAACCUGAUGAAGAGGAAUUGGAGCGUCUACGAGAUAUUGCAGAACGUGAUGCAUUAGCCAACCGUAUCAAGGAAAAGGACAUGGAAAAGACCAAGCGUAUGGUGGAGGAUCGAUCAUCAAAAGAAGGCAGCGAGGCACGUAAACGACGUAAUUUGGCUGACGACAAAGAUGCACGAAAGGAAGUCUUGCCAUCACUUCGAGAUCGAUCACGUCAAGAAUAUCUCAAAUUGCGUGAACAACAACGUCUUGAACUUUUGAGAAAGAAGAUUGAAGAUGAAGAGUUCCUUUUUGCGAAUCAAAAGUUGACAAAGCGGGAGAGACAAGAACAUGAAUACAACAAGCAGGUGCUUGCCCUUGCUGAAGCUCGUAUGCAGAUUGACAACAAAACGGAUGGAUACACGAUGCCUGAAGAUUAUAUCACUGAGAAGGGCAAGAUCGAUCGCAAAAAGAAAGAGAGUGCACUCUACAAGCGUUAUGAGGAGGAUGAACAAUUCGUUUCGGAGCAAGAUCAGUGGGAGCAAUUGCAGAUUCAGAAAUCGGCACGAAGAGCUGAGCGAGAAGCAGAGGAAGAUGACUAUGACUACGUUUUCGAUGAGGAUCAAAAAAUCGACUUUGUCAUGGCAGCCAAGUUGAAUGAGGAUGAAGGUGGUGAUGCCGAGUUGAUGGAAAGGAUCGAUGAAGCAGAACGUAAAGCUCGCUCUAUUGAGGAGACUCGAAAGUCAUUGCCAAUCUAUCAGUAUCGCGACGAGUUGAUCCAGGCUAUUAACGACUUUCAAGUGCUGGUGAUUGUUGGUGAAACGGGAUCUGGAAAGACGACACAAUUACCCCAAUAUCUUUAUGAGGCGGGAUACACAAAGAAUGGAAUGAAGAUUGGAUGCACACAACCUCGACGUGUAGCAGCAAUGAGUGUGGCAGCACGUGUCGCCGAAGAAAUGGGCGUUCAUUUGGGUGGCGAAGUCGGCUAUAGUAUCCGUUUUGAAGAUUGUACGACUGACAAGACCGUGGUAAAGUAUAUGACAGAUGGCAUGCUUCUCCGUGAAUUCAUGACGGAACCAGACUUGGCUUCGUACAGUUGCAUGAUCAUCGACGAGGCUCACGAGCGUACUUUAUCAACGGAUGUUUUAUUUGGCUUGAUCAAGGAUAUUGCUCGUUUUCGACCUGAUUUGAAGCUCUUGAUUUCAAGCGCAACGAUGAAUGCUCAAAAGUUCUCCGAAUUCUUUGAUGAUGCACCCAUUUUCAACAUCCCUGGUCGACCUUAUCCGGUUGAGAUUUACUAUACCAAGGCUCCUGAAGCCAAUUAUCUACGUGCAGCCAUUACACAGGUGUUGACUAUUCAUGUGACUCAAGGACGUGGUGACAUUUUGGUUUUCUUAACUGGCCAAGAUGAAAUUGAAGCUGCAGCAGAAGGAUUGACUCAGGCGUGUAAAACGUUGGGCAGCAAGAUUGGUGAACUUAUUGUUUGUCCCAUUUAUGCAAAUUUGCCAUCCGAGAUGCAAUCCAGAAUCUUUGAACCGACCCCUGAAGGAGCACGUAAAGUGAUUUUGGCCACCAACAUUGCCGAGACAUCAAUCACUGUGGAUGGUGUAUCAUACGUCAUUGAUCCAGGAUACGCUAAGCAAAAGUCAUUCAAUCCUCGUACUGGUAUGGAGGCUCUUACUGUCACCCCAUGUUCACGCGCAUCAGCAACACAGCGCGCUGGUCGUGCUGGUCGUACAGGCCCUGGCAAGUGUUUCCGAUUGUAUACGCAAUGGGCCUUUUACAAUGAAAUGGAUGAAAAUACCACCCCUGAGAUUCAACGAGUAAACCUAUCAAACGUUGUGUUAUUACUCAAGAGCUUGGGUAUCGAUGAUAUUCUCAACUUUGACUUUUUGGAUCCACCCGUGGAAGAUACCUUGAUUCGAGCAUGUAGUCAAUUGUAUGCGUUGGGAGCUUUCAAUGACCGUGGCCAGUUGACCAAAUUGGGCCGAAGGAUGGCUGAAUUUCCUAUGGAUCCAACAUUAUCCAAAUCAAUCGUGGCAGCAGAAAAAUACGAGUGCACUGAAGAGGUGGUUUCCAUUUGCGCUAUGCUUUCAGAACAAAGCUCUUUAUUAUAUCGACCCAAGGACAAGAAGCUGCUUGCUGACACUGCACAUCAAAACCUAGUGAAGCCGGGAGGUGAUCACCUGACAUUGCUCAACAUCUGGAACCAAUGGGUGGAAACUGAUUAUUCCAUACAAUGGUGCUAUGAGAACUUUAUUCAACACAAAACUUUGGAUCGAGUACGCAACGUGCGUGAUCAAUUGGUGCAGUUGCUUGAUCGUGUCGAAGUACCACUUGUCAGCAAUCCCAAUCCUGCCGAUGUCGUCCCUAUACAAAAAGCUAUCACAUCAGGCUUCUUCUUCAACGCUGCUAGGCUUAAUCGAUCGGGUGAAUCAUACCGCACAAUCAAACAAAGCCAGACUGUACAUAUCCAUCCAAGCAGCAGCUUAUUGGAGAAACGGCCAAAAUGGCUCAUUUAUUUCGAGCUCGUGCUUACUUCAAAAGAGUACAUGCGUCAGGUCUUGGAAAUACAGCCACAAUGGUUACUUGAUGUUGCUCCUCAUUACUAUACACAAGAAGAUCUGAAUAACUUGGACGACAAGAAAAAGAUGCCCAAAGCACCGAAGAAGCAAUAA